This is a messenger RNA of Leptopilina heterotoma, 1275 nucleotides long. Its product is annotated as carboxypeptidase N subunit 2-like. Gene Ontology annotation, cellular component: plasma membrane. The coding region runs from base 93 to 1088 and encodes 331 amino acids. Lineage: Eukaryota; Metazoa; Arthropoda; Insecta; Hymenoptera; Figitidae. The record is from RefSeq and is a predicted model, not a curated record. The transcript has a single exon. Gene Ontology annotation, molecular function: protein binding.
AAUGUACAAUUUUCAACAAUUACUAUGACCACUGUACGUGCGGUGAAAUUGAUAAUAUUAAUUAUUUAGAUAUUAAUUGUACCAGACCUCUAAUGAAUACAAUUAACGGAAAUGAAAAUUAUUUUCAAAUAAAAUCUUUCAAAAAUGUCCUACGUCUAAAUUGUUAUCAAUCACCAAAAUGGUCGAAAUUUAAUUACAAUUUUCGAAAUUUCACCCAACCACGUGAAAUAUUUCAACUAAAUAAUUGUAAAUUUAAAAAACAUACAAAUUUCACUCGUAUCGCUGAAUUAUUAAAUGCAUUAAAUAUCAAUGAAUUACAUUUUAUGAAUACCAUUCAAUUGGAAAAAAUUGGCUAUGGUAAAAAAUUAUUUGAAGGCUUCGACAAUCUUAAAAUACUCACUAUUCAAAAUAAUGUCAAUCUCACAACAAUGAAUUAUGAUUCACUGAUUUUUUUACCGCAGCUAAAAACUUUAAAUCUCCACAACAAUUCUUUAACAACAAUACCAUUCAAUUUAUUCCAAUCUCUAUCAAAUCUCACUGGUUUAAAAUUAUCAAAAAAUAAUAUUCAAUCAUUGCAAUGGAAUUUAUUUCAAAAUUUAAAUAAAUUGCAAAAUUUAGAUUUAUCCCACAAUAAAAUAAAUGAUUUAGAACCAGCCAUAUUCGACGAAUUGAUUAAUUUGGAAAUUUUGUAUUUAAAUAAUAAUCAAUUUGUCUGGCUACCGGAAUAUUCAUUCUUAAAAUUGACGAAUUUAAAAUAUCUCGAUUUAAUGUCAAACAAUUUACAAUCACUAUUGGAAACUGUCUUUCGUAAUAAUCGAAAACUGAUUUCACUUAAUUUAGAGAAUAAUUCUUUGAAAACAUUACCAGAACGAAUAUUUGCGAGAUCAGUGAAUUUAGAGGCAUUAAAUAUUGGUAAUAAUCAAUUGCAAUCGAUACCAGAGAAUUUAUUUUCAUCGCUUGAAAAUCUCGUUACUCUCAAUCUUGAGGGUAAUCAAUUGAAAUCAUUUUAUGAUUUGACAUUUAUGAAUUUAAAAAAACUGAAACAUUUGUAUCUUAGUCGAAAUCAACUCGAUAAUCUUGCUGAGUAAGUUUUUAUUUUUAAUUAUAUUAAUUAAGGUGAGGAGGAACCAGUAAAUGAAAAAAAAAAAAUAUUCAGUCCUCGAAUAAUCGACUUUAUGGCCCCAAAAGAAAAUGGUUUUCUUUAAAAUCGAAAAAAUCGUUUAAUUCAGAGUUGCCACAAAAAAUUGGUUUUUUCUUUCUAGAAUUUUUAACUAU